Messenger RNA from Ixodes scapularis (black-legged tick), 426 nucleotides. Its product is annotated as glycine-rich cell wall structural protein-like. The coding region runs from base 1 to 426 and encodes 141 amino acids. Lineage: Eukaryota; Metazoa; Arthropoda; Arachnida; Ixodida; Ixodidae. The record is from RefSeq and is a predicted model, not a curated record. The transcript has 2 exons.
AUGAGGACUCUUCUUUGCACAACAGUUCUUACAGCCCUCGCGGCACUGGCGUCAGCUGGCUUCCUUGGAGGAUACGGAGGAGGCUACGGUGGAGGCUACGGUGGAGGCCACGGCGGGGGCUACGGUGGUGGCUACGGUGGUGGCUAUGGUGGUGGCUAUGGUGGAGGCCAUGGCGGCUUCAGUUCUGCCAUCAGCUACCACUACGACAAUCAAAAGGCUGCGCCGCAUUACUUUAUUGGUGGAUACGGGGGACAUGGUGGAUAUGGCGGUGGCCUUGGAUACGGAGGAGGUCAUGGGGGCGGCUACGGUGGCGGCUACGGCGGUGGCUACGGCGGUGGCUACGGCGGUGGCUACGGCGGCUACGGAGGCGGCUUUGGAGGUCACGGGAUCGGUGGCUACGGCCUCGUACAUGGUUAUCACGGCUAA